AUGGCGCAAGUACCCAAAAAGGACAGCCCUGGCUUCUUCUCGGUGCUGUUGGGCGUGCCUCUCAAGAGCGAGGCACCAGCUGGCGACGACAAGAAUGACUCGAAAGCCACAUCAUCGGACCAGCGAUCGUCCAAGGCAACCUCUUACGACAAAGAGCCUCGAGCUCCAUUGAGAUCGUCGUUGACCCGCGACCGGACUCGCAGUGAUCCCGCAACCGAUGCACAGAGGCGUCGCGCUGAGCCAGUCGGACGCCGGACCAAGUCAGACAAUCGCCUUUCCAAGCCUUCGCCGCGAUCGUCGAGCGAUCAGCACUUUGUCGACGCGCCUGAAGCACGCAAGAGCAGCGAGCGACAGGCGCGGAAGGUGGCCUUCCGAACGCCAACGCACUCGGAGCGCAAUGGCAAGACGGGCUAUCCGAGGCUUGAACAGGCGGGCAGCAGCUCCGAAUCGUUCCACGCACCCCCUCCCCUCCCUCGACCCACGCCCAAAGCCGCCAAGUCACGGCCCAAGCAGGCGCGCACUUCAUCCAAGGCAGAGGCAGAUGAGCGCAACUGGAACUCGUCCACAGCUACACUGCAGGACAAGGAGGAGGCUCGCUCGCGAUCAAGCAAGAGCAGGUCUUCCAAGCCGAGCGUCUAUCCGCUGGCGAGACCUUCCCAAAGCGAUGGAUACCAGGCUGUGCGUGUGUCGGGCCCGGACCGUGUCAUCAUCGUCCCGACCUCGACUGUCGAUGCGGUUGCGCAGACCAACACCAGGACUGUCCCCGCUGCACUUAUGCCCGGUCAAAGACGACCAGGACCCAUGCCGAUCGUGCAGGCACCGCCUCCGACCAACAGGCGCCUUUCUCAAGACAGAGGCCAAUCGCGGUCGAGGCCGCCUGUCGAGGAUCAACGCAGUCGAUCGCAUCGUGACCGCCGAAGCGACAACAGGGCAGACGGUCAGGGCUCAGCUCGUCCCCAAGGCAGCCGGUCCAACAGCCGUCCGGACAUGGGACCUCCUCGCGGCUCGACUCGUACGAUGCCUCCGAUGCCGGAUCUGCCGAAAGCGACGCUGCUCUCCCAGAACAUGGCCAGAGCACGCGCUGGCAACCGCAAUCCGAUCGACUCGUAUGCAGGCCCUCCUAAUGGCAUCUCCCAAGGUGCUAGGUCCAUGGCGCCCUUUCAGGACCGAUCACCGGCUCCCCGGAUGAAGGCGCAGCAGGCAUGA
This is a messenger RNA of Kalmanozyma brasiliensis GHG001, 1206 nucleotides long. RefSeq lists its product as uncharacterized. The transcript has a single exon. The record is from RefSeq and is a predicted model, not a curated record. Lineage: Eukaryota; Fungi; Basidiomycota; Ustilaginomycetes; Ustilaginales. Bases 1 to 1206 code for a protein of 401 amino acids.